UUGCUUCAGGACGAGUGACUGGAUUAUCCCAUAAUAACCUGCGAUAUCCCUAAGAUUGUGUUUGCUGGUGUUUAGCCUGCCGUAUUCUGCUCGUGUGUUUGCUGUGUUUGUCUUGCAAUAGCUUUGUAUCUAUUUCCUUUGCUAUUUUACUGCAAAACUCGUAUAUAAACAACAAUGGUCGAACUGUCGGAUUUCCACAAGCUUGAGAAGAUUGGUGAGGGCACCUAUGGCGUCGUCUACAAAGCACGCGACACGACAAACAAUAAUCGCGUCGUCGCGCUCAAGAAAAUCCGUCUCGAGGCCGAAGACGAGGGCGUGCCCUCGACCGCUAUCCGCGAGAUCUCGCUUCUGCGCGAGAUGCGCAACGAAAACAUCGUCGAGCUCCUCAACAUCGUGCACUCGGACAGCCACAAGCUCUACCUCGUGUUUGAGUUCCUCGAUCUCGACCUUAAAAAAUACAUGGAAGCCAUCCCCCAGAACGUCGGGCUGGGCGCGGAUAUGAUCAAGCGCUUCAUGUCGCAGCUCGUCCAGGGCACAAACUACCUCCACGCACACAGAAUCCUGCACAGAGAUCUCAAGCCACAAAACCUGCUGAUCGACAAGGAGGGCAACCUCAAGCUUGCCGAUUUCGGUCUCGCGCGUGCCUUUGGCGUUCCUCUUCGCGUCUACACCCACGAGGUUGUCACGCUCUGGUACCGAUCUCCUGAGAUCCUGCUUGGCGGCCGCCAGUACUCGAUCGGCGUCGACAUCUGGUCGAUCGGCUGUAUCUUUGCCGAGAUGGUCACCCGCAAGCCGCUCUUCCCGGGAGAUUCUGAGAUUGAUGAGAUUUUCAAGAUUUUCAGAUUACUCGGAACUCCUGACGAGGACGUCUGGCCGGGCGUUUCGUUGCUGCCUGAUUUCAAGACUACCUUUCCUCAGUGGAGCCGCAAGGAUCUCGCGGCUCAUAUCCCUGCUCUUGAUUCGGAUGGAAUCAACCUUCUCGAGGCCUGUCUCGUUUACGACCCUGCCGGUCGUAUCUCUGCCAAGCGUGCUCUCAAGCACGCUUACUUUGUUGGCCACCAAUCUCAGCCCAUGCGGAAGGGAAAUGAUAUGAUGAGCGGAGGGGUUAAGUAUGCUUCGGCACAAGGACGAGGAGAUAUUGGUGCUCAGUUUAUGGCGAAGAAUGUCAGGACGCGGGCAUAAUCUACAUCUCAAUCUAUGUUCUUGUUUGUUCUUUUCUUCUAUAAUAGCAAUCCUGCUUUUAUUCGCGCCGGGUCUGUCGUAUGAUAUGAGAUCUCUGCACACUUUUUCUUCUGUUUCUUAAUGUUUCUGGUUUAGUAUGUUUGUCGUUCUUGUUUAUCAAUAUGUUGGGAUAUCUUUGCUUGCUCCGAUUUUUAUAUUUGUUUUUCGUCAAAUGUCGACUACUUACAUGGUGCGUACUAUGCAGGAGUAGAUAUUUGACGAAAGUUGUCCACAAGAGGUUGCAUUCUAAUCAAGUAGAUGCUUUUACUUACCUCGUAUAACAAAAUGUCAUGCGUCAUCAACACGGUUUUACAGGAUUGUUUUUUUUUGUUGUGUAUUGUUUCUUUAGUCAUUCUAUAUCCUUGCCAGUUUCCGAUUCACAAAAUAAAUAGAUAUAGCCAUAUUCAGAAAGUGAGAUCUAA
Myxozyma melibiosi is the source of this 1643-nucleotide messenger RNA. Its product is annotated as kinase-like domain-containing protein. The record is from RefSeq and is a predicted model, not a curated record. The coding region runs from base 175 to 1182 and encodes 335 amino acids. NCBI's taxonomy places the organism in Eukaryota, Fungi, Ascomycota, Lipomycetes, Lipomycetales, Lipomycetaceae. Gene Ontology annotation, molecular function: cyclin binding; ATP binding; cyclin-dependent protein serine/threonine kinase activity. The transcript is spliced from 3 exons. Gene Ontology annotation, cellular component: nucleus; cytoplasm; cyclin-dependent protein kinase holoenzyme complex. Gene Ontology annotation, biological process: G1/S transition of mitotic cell cycle; protein phosphorylation; regulation of G2/M transition of mitotic cell cycle.